UGAAGUUCACCUGACUGUUGGCGCCAAACUGGGUACGUCCGUUCUUCUGUCAUCUUGUUUUCUGCACAGAUUAUUUAGUAAUAUUUGUCAUCAAAGCAUUUGUAUAGUGGUUGAGUGUCUUCUGCAGCAUUUUAUUCACUUCCGAUGCCCUUCCAUAUUCCUUAUAAGCCUGCUUACUAUGAAGUGUCAACUCUUAGAUUGUGACAUCGUUGUACUCAUUCCAUUGUGACACGCCCUGAUCAGGUUUUCUAGCCUUCAAGUCCAAACUACUUAGACUUCUAAAGCUUCUGCUUAUCAUGUGGUUUUUGACUAGCUGAGGUGCGAAUUGAGUUUUCUGAAAUUCAAUAAGUAAUACUGGAUUCAAAGUUGCCCUGUUCAAACUUCCCAUGUAAGCGGUUGACACAUCCAAAUAAUAGCGUUAGCAAUUUCCGCAACGUUUUUGUGAUAUACACCGUAGUUAAGUCUUGCUGUACUUAAAUUAGCCGGGAAGUUUGUAAAGCCACGUUUUGCUAGUAAUCCUUAAAAUGAGUAGUCUUGCCUUAAUUUCUAAGCUUAACUAAAACCAAAAAAGAAGCAUCUUAUUGUUUUUCACAUAUAACCUUUGGUCUAAAUAACCCUGAGAACGUGUCUAUAUAGCCACAGUCACUGGGUACGAUAAUUAUUUUCGAGAUUUGACUUAUGAUUCUCUUUCGUUCCCGUUCGGUAAAAAUGCCCCCUUUCACUACGUCUCCGUUAAUCCUAGGGUUGUUAUGCUUACGCUAUUUAUCUGAAAGCUUUGUUCAACACAUACCACUAUUCUGAUUCAUCUAGCUACAUGGGGUUGCAUUUGUCCCGCCGAAAUGAGCUUGUUUUCUCCAUACUGUCUGAAUCUACAUUGAAGCAUACACACCAUAAGUUACCUGAGGUCGAGCAAAGUUCAUGAUCUAGUCACUUUAUUUAGUUUACUAAAUGUAAAUGAACAGAAACGGUCUCAAGAUGCUUAAAAUAAUUCGGUUCUGUAACUUGCAAUAGGAUGUAGAGUUGGUUCAAUUUCGGGAGCAAUCGGUGAUCCAAAAAACUAGUAACUUAAACUAAAUCAAAGGGAAAAAUGAACAACUAGGAAUAUUGGUUCUAUAAGAAAUGAGAAUUUUCAGCUCUAACCAGACAUACUUGUAUAAAUUGGAUAUAUAUUCACUCCUAUAUUGUGAAAAUGCCCAACUCUUUUCCAAAUAGAGUGCGGCUUUUCAAUGAUCAUGAUACAAUUUCCAGUCAAUAGGUCACAAGCUUGAAUCCCACUUCAUUUUGAGUAUUUGGUAGUAUACUACACCUCACAGAAUAUGGCUAAAUUGAGUAAGUAAAUCUGCAUCGAACAUCGUACAGGUAAUACGUCACCAUUGAUGGCUUUACAGAAAUCAUCUGGAUUCAGUAACUGCUUAACUGAAAUAUUUUGUUUCCCAUGAUGACUGGUGUUCUGAAUAAUGUGUCUCACGUUGGCAACGGGACUUCUAAUGCUUCUAUCAAAGCAGAAGUAGAAGACGACAUCCCUUUAUCUGAAAAGUUAAAGCGAAGUAGAAUGCAUUCGUCCUCUAGCGAUGACGAUGAUAUUCCUCUGUCUGCCAAAUUAGCCCAGAUGUCCAAAAAGCCAAAAUUGGAACCUCCAGUUUCUCCACAGCCUCGUAAUAAAAGCCAAGGUGAUCAAAGAAAAGAACAUUCAAAGUCUUCAAAUGAAAAGAUUAAAAAAGAAAAUACACUUAGUUCUCCUAGCAAAGUUAGAAAGCAUGAAAAACCUGAAGAGGAAGUUUGGAGGUGGUGGGAAGAGCAAAAGAAAGAUGACGGUGUCAAGUGGAAAUUCUUAGAACAUAAAGGUCCACUUUUCGCCCCUCCUUAUGAACGCUUGCCUAGCUCUGUUCAUUUUCACUAUGAUUCCAAACCUAUCAAGUUAUCGGAUCUUGCAGAAGAAGUUGCAGGGUUUUACGCACGUAUGUUGGAUCAUGAUUAUACCACAAAGGAAGUGUUCAACCACAACUUCUUCCGUGACUGGGUGAAAACAAUGAAUGAAGAAGAACGUCGAACCAUUAAAUCCCUUAGCAAAUGCGAUUUCCGCGAAAUGCAUCAAUAUUUUCUUAAGUUAAGUGAAGAAAGAAAAAACCGAACUAAGGAGGAAAAACAGAAGAUAAAGGAAGAAAACUUACAAAUUCAAAAUGAAUAUGGCUACUGCAUAUUGGACGGACACAAGCAAAGAAUCGGGAAUUUCCGUAUUGAACCUCCAGGCCUAUUUCGAGGCCGUGGCAACCAUCCUAAAAUGGGCAUGUUAAAAAAGCGUAUUAUGCCUGAAGAUGUCAUCAUUAACUGCUCAAAAGACUCAAAAGUUCCUGCUCCUCCAAAAGGUCACAAGUGGAAAGAAGUAAGACAUGACAACAGUGUUACUUGGCUGGCAUGCUGGACUGAAAAUAUCCAAAAUAGCUUCAAAUACAUAAUGCUGAAUCCAUCCUCUCGUCUUAAGGGUGAAAAAGAUUGGAAAAAGUACGAAACUGCUCGUUGCCUACACAAGGUAAUCGACAAAAUUAGAGCAGACUACCGAGCUGAUUUCAAACACAAAGAAAUGCGGAUACGCCAGCGGGCUGUUGCACUAUAUUUUAUCGAUAAGUUGGCUCUUCGUGCUGGGAAUGAAAAGGACGAGGAUGAAGCUGAUACUGUUGGUUGCUGUUCACUUCGCUACGAACACAUAAAACUCCAUGAAGAGUUGAACGGACAACCUUAUGUUGUUGAAUUCGAUUUUUUAGGUAAAGACUCUAUUCGCUAUCAAAAUGCUGUAUCCGUUCCCAAACGCGUCUUCAAGAAUGUCAAACUAUUUCUGAAGAACAAAAAAGAAAAUGAUGAUUUAUUUGAUCGACUUAAUACGAGUGUCCUGAAUCAGUAUUUACGAGAACUUAUGGAUGGUUUAACUGCCAAAGUAUUUCGUACGUACAAUGCAAGUCGAACUCUGGAAGAGCAGUUGGAACGGCUUACCAAUCCUGAUGAUCCUCCUCAUGCUAAACUUCUGGCAUAUAAUCGAGCAAAUCGAGCAGUUGCUGUUCUCUGUAACCAUCAGCGUUCAGUUCCGAAAUCUUUUGCAAAAUCAAUGGAGAAUUUACAGAAAAAAAUCGAUGCAAAACGUGAGCAAAUUUCGGAAAUAACUUCUGAAGCUAAACAAAUAAAAGCAGAUUACAAAAAUCACAAACAAGCAUCCAAGAAGGUCGCUUAUGAAAAGCUGAAGAAACGCUUAGCAUCUGCUAAAGAGGCUUUAUCAAAAUUGCAGCUUCAAGCAACUGAUCGAGAUGAAAAUAAAGAGAUCGCUCUCAGUACAAGUAAACUGAACUACCUCGAUCCUCGGAUUUCAGUUGCUUGGUGUAAAAAGUAUAACGUUCCUAUUGAGAAAAUUUUUAACAGAACUCAAAGAGAAAAAUUCCAAUGGGCAAUAGAUAUGGCUACAUGUGACUACAAGUUUUUAGACGUUGAUUCAGAUAGAAGUACAAACAAACUCAAAGCUGAGGAAAGUGAUGAUGAAGAUAUGAUUGACGACGAAGACUGAGCAAGAAAAGAAAAUACUUCCAUACAAUGUUUCCAACAUUAGUCUAUUUCAUAAUCUUAAUUGUAUGAUUAUGUUAAAGUUGUUAACUGGUUCUACUCUAAUAUGAGUAAUCUCCACGUGUAUUUUUGUCAGGUCACAAAACUCCAAUGUAAUUUUAUCCUGAAGCGUUUACGGCACAUUUGUGUCCUCUUAUGUUUUUUGUACUAAAUUGUCUCUUCUAAACUCAUCAAAUAUACUGGAAACCUUUUCAAACAAAUCCAGACGAUUUCGCUUUCUUGAUAACCAUGUAGGAAUUUUGCAAUGUUAUACUUAGUAUAUUAUGAUGUUAUAGUGGCAACAUAUACCACUAAUUAAUAAUAAAUAUUCGCAGCUAUAGCUAUCUUUCACCAUUCUUUGUGAAUGAAUAUAAUGUAUUUUCACGAAAAAUGAGUUUAUCAUGCCUUCAAAUCUUUGAAUGAAAUACCUUUUACGACUCUGAAGGUAGUUGUUUCACUUCAGGAUUUCUAUUACUUUCCCGUUUUUCUUGUAUUAGCUUUAUCAUGCAUUCACUUAUUGUAUGGGAUCUAUGUACGUAUAAUUUAGUGUGAAGCCACAUUAUCUUUACUCGAUCAUUUGUGUUUUUAUGUAUUUACUUAUUACUGAUUUUUCAUGAUAGUUCAUUUACGGAAACCUUGGUGUUAUUACAGUAAUGAAUUUUGUUGUAUUCAUUUUGAAUAUACUGUUCAUGUGAUAACCUGUUAACCAUUCUUUUCCCCUGGAUUGUUUAGAGUAGCUUCGUAUGGGUCCUUAACAUAUUAACUAUAGUUACGUACAUAUUAGGUACCUCAAUAAUCAUUGAUAUCACAGUACUUUUAAUUCACGAUGUAAUAUAUUGUAUGCACCCUUUCUUCCUUCCAUAUCGAAUAAUCAUGGAUAAAAAGUGACGGUAUCGGUAUGCCAUACCCUUUAACAGUUCAGCACAUGAUUACUAUCCGGACUACACAUUUUAUACUAUCGAAACAUGUUUAUGCUCAAAUAGUCACUGAUAAUUUAUUUACAGGGAUUUAUUGAUGCAGCUAUUUUAGACUACUUCACUCCCUAUCCUUAGUUCAGAUGUUCAUGCAGGCCAGUCUUGAAGCAACAACUUGGAUUUGGAGGGGGAGAAAUGCAUCUCAAACAUUCUGGCAUUGUUGCUCAGUGCUACCAAAACUCCGCAUUUUAUCAGCGUCCUCACCAAACAGGACCAUACCAUCUGUGAAUUCUAGGUCAAUAAGUGAACCUCCUGGAAAGGGAUCGAUUCCCGAAAAUUCAGACGACGAGAACGUUAUUUCCGGCAGUAGGUCUUUGACGAAAUUAAACAAAAACAGGUAGUGGACAGCCUUGACGGACACCACUUGAGGUUGCCAAAUUAGAUCACAGUUCUCCAUAAGUUCUUACUCGACUAGUGGUGUUUGAGUAAAGAGCCUUCGCAAGAUUUAUGUACUUGUGAGGUACAUCUUUCAAUGACAAACAUUGCCACAGAACCUCUCGGUCUACAGAGUGAAAUGUUGCUUUUGAGUCAAGAAAAACUAUCAUUGUCGGACGCCGAUAAGCAUGCAUGUGUUCUAGUAUCUGACGAAUGGUGAAUAUGUGGUCGAUACAGACACGACCAGGUCUGAAGCCAGCCUGGAUUCCUCGUGUUUGCAUUUCACGAGUCUUUGUCAGGCGUCCGAUAAUUACUGAGGUUAGUAUUUUAGAUGCUACGUUAGUCAAACUAAUCCCUCUAUACUUACCACAGGAUGAUUUCAGCCUUUUCUUUAUGUAUUGGGACUCAGUGAUUGCGACCAGUCAGAUCGGAUUACAGCCAAUUCACAAAUUUUAGCUAAAAUAUUAGUCAACCUAAUCGCUAAGACUGGACCACCAUACCUGAAGACCUCUGGAGCCAAUCCAUCUGGACCAGCUGCUCUUCUUUGUUUGUUUGGGAAUGGUGGGUAGUUGUAGAGUAGCUCAAGGCCAGCUGAACUGCUCCUUAGAGUGUUCCAAACGUUUGGGCUGAUAGCAUAUAAGAGUGUCCUCGUUUUCCGAGAUAGUUUCAUUUACACUUGACUUCUUAAUUCUAGUUUCUUUUAUUAGUCUGAAAAGCUGUCUGGUGUUACCUACAGCUACUGUCUAUUCCAUCUCUUUUGCUUUCGUUGCCCACCACUACUCACGGUCGUUCCUUAGACUUUUGCUUACCCAAGAUCUGAUAUUUCAUCGCUCUUCGUGUUGAGUCUGAUGGGAUGAGUUUACGAGAAUCCAUCAGUGCAAUAGACCUUGAGGAAAUCCAUUGGUUCUUUGUAACCCUGUAGUUUAAAUCACUAACAGAUGUCGCUGCUGUUCCCAUAGCUGCUUGUGUAUCUUUCCAAGCAACAUCUGGGUCAGCCUUGUUUUCAGAACUACCUAUGUGUGACCUCAGUUGUUCCUGGAAUAUGCCUUUGGCCUUCUCAUCGUUGAGUUCAACUCUAAUGGGUCUCCUUAGUAUGACCUCUGCGUUUAGUGAGGCGCAAGCAAAUACGUGCUCGUAUUAGAGCUUGGUCAGAGUCUAAACAUGUACUCCGAGACGAUUGGCAGUCUUCUAUUGAGCCUCUCCAACGAUGACUAAUGGCAAUGUGUUCUAUCUGAGUCCAUCCUUGGUUUGGUGCAGGAGGUUGCCAUUGUCCCGAUAAGCAUAAUGAAUGGUAACUUUUGUGAUCCAUUUAU
Molecule: messenger RNA, 6247 nt
Organism: Schistosoma haematobium
Lineage: Eukaryota; Metazoa; Platyhelminthes; Trematoda; Strigeidida; Schistosomatidae
Product: DNA topoisomerase 1, variant 2
Exons: 10
Coding region: 1436-3550 (704 amino acids)
Biological process (GO): DNA replication; chromosome segregation; DNA topological change
Cellular component (GO): nucleolus; chromosome
Molecular function (GO): DNA binding; DNA topoisomerase type I (single strand cut, ATP-independent) activity
Source: RefSeq, a predicted model, not a curated record